This is a messenger RNA of Dibothriocephalus latus, 132 nucleotides long. NCBI's taxonomy places the organism in Eukaryota, Metazoa, Platyhelminthes, Cestoda, Diphyllobothriidea, Diphyllobothriidae. The record is from the annotation of a GenBank genome assembly.
CUUCUCGAAUUGGGCGAUGCAGAGAUCUGUGGCCGGCUGAAGAAGAUCCUCCAGCCAUGCAUGACCGUCCUCAAGUCCUCCCCUCUGGCCGGCGCGAAGAUCCUCUGUAAACACCUAACCACCGCCUCGUGA